Molecule: messenger RNA, 2667 nt
Organism: Homalodisca vitripennis (glassy-winged sharpshooter)
Lineage: Eukaryota; Metazoa; Arthropoda; Insecta; Hemiptera; Cicadellidae
Gene: Dhx15
Product: putative pre-mRNA-splicing factor ATP-dependent RNA helicase PRP1
Exons: 14
Coding region: 148-2322 (724 amino acids)
Cellular component (GO): intracellular anatomical structure; spliceosomal complex
Molecular function (GO): RNA binding; ATP binding; RNA helicase activity
Source: RefSeq, a predicted model, not a curated record
UUCCUCCAUGUGGCUGUGGAUUGAUGUCUGAAAUCCGUAGUGGAAGUGGAAGUGGAGUAGCGUUGUUUUCUUAUUCAGGAUUAACUGUAAACUGUAAAAUAUAGUUCGAUUAGUGUAACAUAAGAGUUAAUAUAAUUUUGGACUGCAAUGGCUAAGAGAAGAAUAGAAGUAAUUGAUCCAUACGUAACGAAGAAACGCAGCACUGAGGGAUCCUCAGAACAAUUAUUAAGGCCCAUGAUUCCAGCCGUUAUUCCUCAGACUACACAGAAAAAUCUGCAGGUCAAUCCAUUCACCGGUUUGCCUUACACACCCAGGUACCAUGAAUUUCUUCGAAAGCGAAUAACACUUCCAGUUUUUGAGUAUAGAGAGGAGUUCAUGAAAUUAUUGGCUGAGCACCAAUGUAUCGUGUUGGUAGGAGAGACUGGAUCUGGGAAAACCACACAAAUUCCACAAUGGUGUGUAGAAUAUUCUCGGUCAGUGGGCAAGAGAGGCGUGGCCUGCACUCAGCCGAGACGAGUAGCAGCAAUGUCCGUGGCUCAGAGAGUCUCGGAGGAGAUGGACGUCUGUCUUGGCCAAGAAGUUGGAUACAGCAUUCGAUUUGAGGACUGCUCCUCGGCUAAAACUUUGCUAAAGUACAUGACUGACGGUAUGUUGCUGCGAGAAGGCAUGUCAGACCCGAUGUUGGAAAACUAUCAGGUGAUCCUGCUGGACGAGGCCCACGAAAGAACACUAGCUACAGAUAUCCUCAUGGGCGUACUGAAGGAAGUGGCCAAGCAGAGGUCAGAUUUGAAGCUGGUCAUCAUGUCUGCUACUCUUGAUGCAGGCAAAUUCCAGCAAUACUUUGACAAUGCACCACUGAUGAAUGUGCCUGGCCGAACACACCCGGUGGAGAUAUUCUACACGCCCGAGCCAGAGAGGGACUAUCUGGAGGCUGCUAUCCGUACCGUCAUACAGAUCCACAUGUGCGAGGAGGUGGCCGGUGACGUCCUGCUCUUCCUCACUGGCCAGGAGGAAAUAGAAGAGGCGUGCAAGAGGAUCAAAAGAGAGAUCGACAACCUCGGACCAGAUGUCGGAGAACUUAAAUGUAUACCCUUGUACUCGACCCUGCCACCCAACCUGCAACAGCGUAUCUUCGAGCCCGCACCUCCCAACAAGCCCAAUGGCGCCAUUGGCCGCAAGGUGGUGGUCAGCACCAACAUCGCCGAGACAUCCCUCACCAUCGACGGUGUGGUGUUUGUCAUAGACCCAGGCUUUGCCAAGCAGAAGGUGUACAACCCCCGUAUCCGUGUGGAGUCGUUGUUGGUGUCCCCCAUCAGUAAGGCCUCAGCACAGCAGAGAGCAGGUCGAGCCGGACGUACCAGACCCGGAAAAUGUUUCAGGUUAUACACUGAGAAAGCGUACAAAAAUGAGAUGCAAGAAAACACAUAUCCUGAGAUUCUGCGGUCAAAUCUGGGUUCUGUUGUUCUGCAACUGAAAAAGCUGGGCAUUGACGAUCUGGUCCAUUUUGACUUCAUGGAUCCCCCAGCUCCUGAAACGCUGAUGCGAGCUCUAGAGCUGCUCAACUACCUGGCGGCCUUGGACGAUGACGGGAACCUGACAGACCUGGGCUCAGUCAUGGCCGAACUGCCGCUGGACCCACAGUUGGCCAAACUGCUCAUCUCCAGCUGUACUCUCAACUGUUCCAAUGAGAUUCUGUCCAUUACCGCCAUGUUGUCAGUCCCGCAGUGCUUCGUCCGACCCAAUGAGGCCAAGAAAGCCGCAGACGACGCCAAGAUGCGGUUCGCCCACAUAGACGGCGACCACCUGACACUCCUCAACGUCUAUCACGCCUUCAAACAGAAUGCGGAAGAUCCACAGUGGUGCUAUGAUAACUUUGUCAACUACCGUUCGCUCAAAUCUGGGGACAACGUGAGGCAGCAACUGUCACGGAUCAUGGACAGAUUCAACCUGAAACGCACAUCCACAGACUUCACUUCCAAAGACUACUACAUCAACAUCCGCAAGGCACUCGUUACAGGGUUCUUCAUGCAGGUGGCACACCUGGAGCGGACAGGUCACUACCUGACAAUCAAAGACAACCAGGUGGUCCAGCUGCACCCUUCCACGUGUCUGGACCACAAGCCGGAGUGGGUGGUUUACAACGAGUUUGUGCUGACCACCAAAAACUACAUCCGCACUGUCACAGACAUCAAGCCCGAGUGGUUGCUCAAGCUGGCACCGCAGUACUAUGACCUCCAGAACUUCCCCCAGUGUGAGGCCAAGCGUCAGCUGGAGAUAUUACAAGCCAAAAUGGAGACCCGCCAAUAUCAAGAGGGAUUUUGAACUCGUCCGUUGCUAAUCCAAAAUCACUUGUGGUGACACAAGUUUCCGUAAUUUUUUAAAUGUUAGGAUAUCAUUUCAUAUUUUAACAUAAUGUGAUUUCUUGUAAUCUUAUCAUUAUACCUGUAUAAUAAUGGCGUAUUAUGAAAAUAUUUUUAUAUCGUUGUUAUUUUGCACUAUUCUAUUUGAUUUUGUUUCCGUUUUUUUUUUAUUGCCACAGAUAACGAGCUUGUAACAUUUGUAACUGAGAGUUCAGGGUUAGUGACCUCACCACCUUAAUUUGAUUAUUGGAUUACUUGUACAGUUGUUGUAAAAAAUUUUGUUUAAUAAACCUUAUAUAAUCAACAA